GGACGGGUGAUUUUGGCAGUGACCAGCCAUCAUGUUGCUUCUGCCCAAGAUGCUUGUCGGCAGCCUGCGCACUCGGCUGUCGACCAGUCCCGUCGCGGCGACCCUCCGCCAGCUGAGCGUGCUCGGUUCUGCCGUAACGAUGCGUCAAAGCCUGCGCCAAGUGCCGAUUCUCGCCCAGUCCCGGCUUUAUGCCUCGGAUCUUCCCAGCCACAUUGUUGUCAACUUUCCCGCUCUCUCCCCAACCAUGACGACUGGUACCCUCAUGGAGUGGCAGGUAGCCGUUGGCGACGAGGUUGCUGCCGGCGAUGCCCUGGGCCAAGUGGAGACGGACAAGGCUGCCAUGGCAUUUGAAUCAACUGAAGACGGCUUUGUGGCUAAGCUCCUCGUUGAAGACGGUACCUCCGACAUUGCCAUUGGACAGCCCGUCAUGGUCCUGGUCGAGGACAAGGACGACAUUCCUGCUUUUGAAAACUUCACCCCCGAAGCCUCCGCCACCCCCGAACCCAAGAAGGAAGAGCCAAAGGCGGAGCCUGAGCCUGCCAAGGACUCACAGCCUGCCACCCCGGCUCCUACCCCGGCUCCUAGCCCAUCCACAACCGAAAAGUCUGGUGACCGCAUUUUUGCCUCUCCUUUGGCCCGACGCCUUGCUGCCCAGGCCGAGAUUGCUCUGGAUCAACUCAACGGCAGUGGCCCUCGUGGACGCAUCACUCGUGCCGACGUGGAGGCUUACCAACAGUCCGCUCCCGCUCCCGCUGCCGGUGCCAGCACCAGCACCAAGGCGGCCUCGCCAGCCGGCUCAGAUGACCUCGAAUACACUGACGUGCCCCUCAGCAACAUGCGCAAGGUCAUCGCCAAGCGCCUGCAAGAGUCCAAGCAGCAAGUGCCGCACUACUACCUCACUAGUGAUGUCAACGUGGAUGCCGUCUUGGCACUGCGUCAACAGUUCAACGCCGAGGCCAACGGUGAAUACAAGCUCUCCGUCAAUGACUUUGUCAUCAAGGCCUCUGCAGCCGCCCUGCAGGACGUCACCGAGUGCAACUCAGCCUGGAUGGAUACCUUCAUCCGCGAGUACGACUCUGUGGACAUUAGCGUGGCCGUCAGCACCGACGCGGGCCUGAUCACCCCCAUCGUCUUUGACGCUGACCUCAAGGGUCUGCGUGAGAUUUCUGAGAACGUCAAAGAGCUGGCUGGCCGUGCUCGCGAGGGCAAACUUGCCCCCGAAGAGUACCAAGGUGGCACCUUCACCAUCUCCAACCUCGGCAUGUAUGGUGUUUCCAGCUUUUCUGCCAUCAUCAACCCGCCUCAAGCCUGCAUCCUCGCGGUUUGGUGGUACGGAACAGCGCGUCAUUGUGGACGCUUCCACUGAGAGUGGCUACGCCACCGCCAACAUGAUGAGCGUGACGCUCUCGUGCGA
Monosiga brevicollis MX1 is the source of this 1414-nucleotide messenger RNA. RefSeq lists its product as uncharacterized. Lineage: Eukaryota; Choanoflagellata; Craspedida; Salpingoecidae. The transcript is spliced from 8 exons. Gene Ontology annotation, cellular component: pyruvate dehydrogenase complex. The coding region runs from base 32 to 1366 and encodes 444 amino acids. Gene Ontology annotation, molecular function: dihydrolipoyllysine-residue acetyltransferase activity. The record is from RefSeq and is a predicted model, not a curated record. Gene Ontology annotation, biological process: pyruvate decarboxylation to acetyl-CoA.